This is a messenger RNA of Racocetra fulgida, 1548 nucleotides long. Lineage: Eukaryota; Fungi; Glomeromycota; Glomeromycetes; Diversisporales; Gigasporaceae. The record is from the annotation of a GenBank genome assembly.
UCCAAUCUUUUCCCUGUCGAAUUUGAUACUACAGCAGAUGGAACCGCUGUAAUUCGUCUACAACAACGCCUUCCAAACAGACAAUGCGCCGAAUCAAGAGUUAUAAUGAGAUAUAUCCUACCUAAUGGAAUUUUGGUGUCAAACGACGUAGACUUUAUAUUUAAUCCUAUUAAUUUUUGUCCGGUGGAUAAAAUUGAGAUUCAUCCGUUAGCUGGAAAAUUUAGUUUGGUGCUAUAUUUAAAUUCUACAACUCCAGGUGUCAGUACCGGAAAUGUAUUGGUACAAUAUGCUGCCAUGAUAAUUAAUCAGGAUGGAAAAGUAGUUCAAAAUGCUCCAUUCAUGUCAAAUUUGCCUGCAAAAACGAAAACGGUUAUAAACAAUAAUGGCGAUUUUUUGUGGACAUUUAAACUUGAUAGUAACAAUUCAAUUACUUAUGUCAAGUUUACUUCACAAAAACUAAACACUGCGAUAACAGAUCCUACUACACCACCAACAUUCACAAUGUCUGCAAGUGGAAUAUUUCAAAUACCAGGCAACCUAAACCUUCGACUUCAAAAUUAUACUACUUUUCCUACCUUUUAUGGCCAUUUUGCGAUUGCUUUCAUUGCUCGAUAUAAUACUUCUUCUACAACAUCUGCAUUAUUCGCUUAUUGUCUCAUUACGGAAACAAUUUCAAUUCCAAUUGGCAACAUCUCAUCCAAUUCUAUAAAAACGAUAUUAUUUGAUCCAUUAUAUUUUGGUGGAUAUUUACAACGAAUUUAUUUAAAUAAUAGUGAAAUUAUUGGAAAUAUUUUUGAUAUUAAAGGAAAUUUAAAAGGAAAUUGGGAUUUGACUUCUGCAAAUUUAAAUUUUAAUAAUAUUGUGAUUAAUGGUGGAUCAAAUGGAAACGAAGGUGGUGUAGGUGUGUUUAGAAAUAAUACUGUGAUUUUGGUCUUGGGAGAUGGUGGUAGUGGUUCAACAUGGAACGUAGUAACUACCGAUGUUAUUAAAAUUUAUAAUCCAGGCACAUCAAAAUUUUGUACUUUAGAUUCUUCUAAUACUGUGGUUACUGUCACAAUAUUACAGAGUACAUUUAAUCAGCCCAAUGAAGUAUAUUUUAUUAAAAUAGAUGAUGGGUUUGCAAGAAGUCCUGCAACAGCUCUCGUAAAACUUUCAAACGAUUUUUUAAAUACCUCAACUACAAAUCAUUCCCAAUUUCUUUCUCAAUUUAUAUCUCAACUUGCACAAAUUAUCCCUGUUUCUUUAUCUCGACUAUCAAUUUCUUCUAAUUUUAAAUCUAGCUCGAUUAAUUCAACUCGUGAUAGUUUGACAAUACCUAUUAUAAUUGGAACAGGAAGAAAUAGUGAAAUUAGAAGUGCAAGAGUAAUAAAUGAUUUAGAUACUUUGAUCAAGAAUCGUGAUAUUUCUCCAAUAGGAAUGAUGAAUUUGACAUCAGGAAUUGAUAAAGAGUUUGGUGCUCAAUGGAGUUGUGAGUACUUGCAAAAAUUUUCAUGGGCUUAUUUGAAAAGAAAUUUUCUAACUCCUUUCUCGAUCCAAAAGCAAAUGUAA